Colletotrichum navitas is the source of this 1176-nucleotide messenger RNA. RefSeq lists its product as uncharacterized. NCBI's taxonomy places the organism in Eukaryota, Fungi, Ascomycota, Sordariomycetes, Glomerellales, Glomerellaceae. The record is from RefSeq and is a predicted model, not a curated record. The transcript is spliced from 2 exons. Bases 28 to 1080 code for a protein of 350 amino acids.
CUAUUCUCUACGACAGGGGAGCGAUGCAUGAUUCCUAGUGGUCUAAGACUUUCGAAAUACUCUAUAUAUAUUCUAUGGAAAUAUUCAACUCCUCGACCGAUGGCUGCCAGCACACGCUCCAAGAGCUCACUUUGUUCACUGCUGAGCGCCAAGUUGACGACGCAAUUGUUUGCAGAUGUCGAUAAAUUGCAGAACCUCGACGGCGAAUGGCCGAGUCACAUUUUCAAUGCAGAAGAAUUCUCCAACAAGGAGGACCUAAUCAUGGAGCAAAGGGUGCAAUUUGGCAACUACAUCAGCGAGGAAGUCAUCACAGAGAUUCCUGACGACUGGCUUGGUGAUGAACUAGAAUUUUUCGGCAUUUCGCCGCCAGACGACGAAUUCAACAAGAGAAAGUUCUGCUUGAAUGAAUCUUGCAACAAAGAGUUCUGCACCCCUGAGUCUUGCGAAACAAAGAUCAACGAGGCUGAUGCCACAUCCUGCCACUUUGGUAAAUGUGUGAUUGGCUACGCAAUCAAGCGUGCCCAUUUAGGAGUAAAGGAUAACUACAAGGACACAAUAGGGAUGAUUGCUGAUGUGCCAAAGACGAAGACUCGUAGUUCGGAGCCUACACUCCAACAAGUAUACGAUAAUACCAACAAACCCAUCGAUCACCUUCAAGGCAAACGCAACAAAGGAAGUGCCAAGAGACUUUUGCAGUUCUUCCAGACCAAUCCAAAAACAGCACUAAUCUGCUACCCCACCUCGUCUGAAGCAAGGGAGAUAGGUCCUUUUUUCGGGCGCAAUGCCCGAUAUCAGAAAUACUUUUUUGAUAGUGCAGUGUCAGCCUCGAACAAGUGGGUGACUGAGCUCCAUCUGUCCUUCUGGAAACUUGACCCGACUGAUACUUCCGAUCCACCCUUCAGUCUAGCAGGUUUCAAAGCAAAUAUGUGGCCACAACGUUUGCUAAGUUAUAAAUACCAAGAAAUCUUCGUCUUGGUUCGUGCCUUGCUCGGUCCGAACCCUAAAACGGAGCUCUGGCCAAGGAAAGUCCAGCUGACAAACCACCAGCCGAGGAGACUGAAAUCCAGAAACUCGACGUGAGGAAACUAGAGAACGGUGAAGAGCAGCCCUGCUGGCAGCAACGCAAGGUCUUGGAACUUGUCUUGUUCAACAGGACUAUAAGGCCCAUGGUUGCCA